Molecule: messenger RNA, 2144 nt
Organism: Populus euphratica (Euphrates poplar)
Lineage: Eukaryota; Viridiplantae; Streptophyta; Magnoliopsida; Malpighiales; Salicaceae
Product: inositol transporter 1-like
Exons: 6
Coding region: 433-1947 (504 amino acids)
Biological process (GO): transmembrane transport
Cellular component (GO): membrane
Molecular function (GO): transmembrane transporter activity
Source: RefSeq, a predicted model, not a curated record
UAUUCUGAGAAGACUUACGUGUUAAACUUUGAGGUCACGUUUCUCCUACAUAAAUCAUUACAGUUCCUCGCUUUCUUGUCUAAAUUUCUCACUUUUCUCUCCAAAAUUGUCUCAAGAAAUCUCUUUACUCAAGUUUCCCGCAGAUUCUCAGCAUUAAAUCACAGAACCCGAAAGGCCAGCAGAGCCCAUUUUGCCCUUGCUGGCUUUCGCCUACCGAAUCUUGAUCUUGAUUUGAUUAGAUUAGGUUCUCUUCAUUUAAUCUAAUCAAAAGCAUUAACUCCAUUUCCUUAUUUAUCACUGAGCCUCUUCUUUCCUUAGUCCUCCAAAUUGAAUGCUUAAUCACUGUUUCAUUACCUACUACCAGCCCUUCCUUUUAAUCUGCUAGCUUUUUUUUUUCGCUUGCUGGCAUUUGAUUGGUUGAAAGAGAGGGAAAUGACGAUCCAGUCCUCACCGGGAAGUUCCGGUUUUUUGCCGGGAAGUUCAGGGUAUUUAGACAUGUUUCCGGAGAGAAGAAUGUCGUAUUUUAGUAAUUCUUAUGUAAUUGGAUUGACGGUUGCUGCUGGCAUUGGCGGUCUCCUUUUCGGCUACGAUACUGGUGUAAUUUCAGGGGCUCUUUUGUAUAUAAAAGAUGAAUUUGAGGUGGUUAAUCAGAGUAGCUUUUUACAGGAAACUAUUGUCAGUAUGGCAUUGAUUGGUGCAAUAAUAGGAGCUGCAGGAGGCGGUUGGAUCAAUGAUGCGUAUGGACGCAAGAAAGCUACCCUUCUUGCUGACGUUGUCUUUGCUGCUGGAUCCGUUGUUAUGGCGGCUGCCCCGAAUCCCUAUGUUCUUAUAUUGGGACGGCUUUUUGUUGGCCUGGGUGUCGGUAUAGCAUCUGUUACUGCUCCUGUGUAUAUUGCGGAAGCAUCUCCUUCAGAAGUAAGAGGAGGAUUAGUAAGCACAAAUGUUCUUAUGAUUACCGGUGGACAGUUUCUUUCCUAUCUUGUAAAUCUUGCCUUUACUGAGGUCCCUGGAACUUGGAGGUGGAUGGUUGGAGUUGCUGGUGUGCCCGCUGUGAUUCAGUUCUGCAUCAUGUUAUGCUUGCCAGAGUCUCCUCGGUGGCUUUUCAUGAAGGACAACAAAGCUAAAGCCAUUGCAAUACUUUCUAAAAUAUAUGACGUUGCUCGGUUACAGGAUGAAAUUGAUCACCUUUCUAUUACUGAAGAGGAAGAGUGCCAGAAAAGGAAUGAUGUCAAAAUCUCAGAUGUGUUCAAGUCAAAAGAAAUCAGACUUGCAUUUCUUGUUGGGGCUGGACUUCAGGCUUUUCAGCAGUUCACUGGUAUCAACACAGUCAUGUACUAUAGCCCAACCAUUGUGCAGAUGGCUGGUUUUAGUUCCAACCAAUUAGCACUUCUCCUGUCCCUUGUUAUCGCUGCCAUGAAUGCUGCGGGAACGGUUCUUGGCAUUUACCUUAUUGAUCAUUUCGGGAGGAAAAAGUUGGCCAUCUCAAGCUUAGCUGGUGUAAUUGCAUCACUUUUCAUUCUUGCUGGAGCAUUUUUUGGCAAGUCAUCUGGUUCUUCAGAUGAACUCUAUGGGUGGAUUGCAGUUUUGGGGUUAGCCCUGUAUAUUGCUUGCUUCUCACCAGGAAUGGGACCUGUUCCAUGGACUGUGAACUCAGAGAUAUAUCCCGAACAAUAUCGAGGAAUAUGCGGGGGCAUGUCAGCUACUGUUAACUGGAUCUCCAAUCUGAUAGUAGCCCAAACUUUCCUUUCAAUUGCCGAAGCAGUAGGAACAGGUUCGACUUUCUUGAUGCUUGCUGGCAUAGCAGUGCUCGCAGUUGUGUUUGUGAUUAUGUAUGUCCCAGAGACCAUGGGGCUGGCAUUUGUUGAAGUUGAGCAGAUUUGGAAGGAGAGGGCAUGGGGCAGUAGUUACAACACAGAAAGCCUUCUUGAGCAAGGAAACGACAAAUGAGUCUCAGUAGGUGCCGUGCGCACUUGCUGAGCUUGAUAAUAUCAGCGCCAAAUUGUAGGUUUAUAAAACAAUCUGUAUGUACUGGAGCUAUAACUAAAUCUGCUAUGCCUGUAAAAUCUUGUGCAUGAAGAUGCUUUGAAUCCAACCCCACUGCAUGAGCAGAAGCCCCCCACUUUCAUGUAAAAUUAAUUCAUGUA